Messenger RNA from Lutzomyia longipalpis, 2795 nucleotides. RefSeq names its product thioredoxin-2 (gene Trx2). The record is from RefSeq and is a predicted model, not a curated record. The coding region runs from base 226 to 549 and encodes 107 amino acids. NCBI's taxonomy places the organism in Eukaryota, Metazoa, Arthropoda, Insecta, Diptera, Psychodidae. The transcript is spliced from 2 exons. Gene Ontology annotation, molecular function: protein-disulfide reductase activity.
AAAUUUCAUCGCGAUUGGACCAACGGUGUAGAAAUGCAGAGCUGAACGAGCUGAACAGACACGAUAUUUUAGAGAGACGUCAAGUUAAAACUUCAGUGUGGUUCAAUUUUCGCGUCUGUGCGGUUUCGUUCCUCAUUCCAAGUUUGCCUAAAAAACUCGCCUUUUUUAGUAACUUUUCCUACUUAUUUCAACAUAAAUUCCGUUCCUUACCAAAUAACAGCAAAAAUGGUGCAUCUUGUUGCUGAUACGGCUGAUUUCGAUGGGAAAUUGGACUCUGCAGGAGAUCUCCUGGUUGUUGUGGACUUCUUCGCACUGUGGUGUGGCCCAUGCAAGAUGAUCGCCCCGAAGCUUGAGGAGUUGGCCAAUCAGUACUCUGAGAAGGCGGUCGUCCUCAAGGUGGACGUGGACGAGUGCGAAGAGCUGGCAAUGCGCUACAACAUCUCCAGCAUGCCCACAUUCUUGUUCAUCAAGAACAAGGAAGUCGUGGAGUCCUUCUCGGGUGCCAGUGGCGAAAAACUGGCCAGCUUCUUCGCCAAGUACACCGCCUAAAAUCAUUUUGCACACACCUUUUCUGCACUAAAAACAUUAAAUUUUUACACACAAAAAUGCCACAUAAGUGUACAGUUGUCAUGGGGCUUCCGCCCCUUGCGCAGGAGCGCUACCAAGUAGAUUUGAAUCAGUCUCAAGCUUCACUAUUGUGCUAAAAAAAAAGAAUUUUCUACAAAUAGGGAUUUAGAAUGUUUUCUUUUUACAUUAAUUGCUGGGAAAAUGAAAAAUUGUUCAAUAAAAAAAAAUCCUUGCUCGAUGCAAUCUCUCUCAGUUGUUCUGAAAAGGGGGAAUUUGGCUUGUAAAAUGUGCCACGCUGUUGCAGUUUAAAAUAAAAAUUGCAAAUAAUUCAAUAAUAAUUAUAAAAUUGCCAACUCAUUGAACAUUUUUGUGGAAUUUUGAUAAUCUCAACUGCCUAGAAAUGCCCGGCUACACUGAAAAUAAUUCUUUGAAAAAGUUUUGGUAAAUGUGGUAAAUUAACCAAAUACUAUCUUUGGUUAUUCUUCGACAAUAAAAUCCGAAAGAUAGGGAGAGCCAAUGAUGAAAGAGAAUUUUUAUUAUACUUAAAAAAAAAAAAACAAUUUAUCAGAGAUGAAAAAAAUGCGGAAAUUCAGCAACUUGAAGUUUGAAUAAACUUUUCUUCCCGGAACGGUUUGAUGUGCUUGCCGGAAAGUGCCAUAAGUGGUUGGAAGUUGUGCAAGAAGACUGCCUAUUGCAUCAGGAAGUUUCUAAAGGAUCUUAGGAACUUCCUUUUCAACACCCGGCUGAUCUUUGAUUCCAUUUAGGGGUGAAAAUCUGUCUAGGAAGUUUUCUUUGCAAUUGCGAGAAGCAUUUUUAUACACUCAGAUUUCGACCCCUAAAUGAACUCAAGGAUCAACCGGGUGUUGAAAAGGAGGUUCCUAAGAUUCAUUAGGAAGAUCCUGGUACAAUUAGCAGGAUGACUACACAAUUUCCAGUCACUUAUGGCACUUUCCGGGAAAACAGUGUACAAACUUCAAGUUGAUCUUGAAACCUAAUAAACAAAUUUUGCCAAUCAUUAAUCGAUUAUUGAGGUCAAUAUUGAGUCAAUAUAGGUCCACAUAGAUGAAAGAUCGGAUUGACAAACAAUAACAGAUUAAUAGUUAAUCAAUCAGAUUGAUAGACAAUUUCAAUUUGUGAUCAAUCUGAUUGAUUAUCAAUAAUUGAUCAAUCAGAAAAUUGCGUGAUUGACCGAGGAUUGAGCAUAAAUUGAUAAAAAUUUUAAAGAACAAUAGUUGUUCAAUAUUUUAGCAUAAAUUAACCAAUUGAUUGAUAAAAAAAUGAACAAUACUUGAUCAAUCAAUGAUAAAUAAUUAAUUGAGUUGUAAUUGAAUCAAUAUUGAGUCAAUGUUGGUUCGCAUAGAUUAUCAAUUAUUGAGCAAUCAGAAUUGACCAUAAAUUGACCAAUGAUUGAUCAAUCGAGGACUUUUUUCAAUUGAUUUAUCAAUUAUUGCUCAACUUGUUGUCAAUCUUAUUGAUUCAAUCAUAAUUGAGUUUUUAUUGGCUCAAUCAUUUUUUUUUACUGGGAAGGGAUCUUCCUAAGGGUUUUAAAGUAUCCAAAAUCCCUUCUUCAAAUUAAAUUAUUAAUGUUUCAAAAUGAUUUAAAAUCAAAAUAAACAAAUCCGUUGAAAAACUCAAAGAAAUAAAGAGAAUUACUUUACCAACUUUAACCACAAUUUACCAAACUUCAACAAACGAUUUUUUUCACACCACAAAUGCAGCAUUUUCAACGUUAAAGAGAAAAUUUUGCAUUUUAUGAAUGUAUCUGCUGCAGAUUUAAUAUCCCAUCCAUAUAGGUAACCUUCGACAUGGAAUAAUGCAAUUAAUUUCCAAGCAAUUUCACAACAAAAAGAACUCACCAGUGAGUGGCACAGAAACCCAAUUGCAAUGCAAAUUCCAUCUUUGUGAGCAGCAGCAGUAAAACCUUGAAUCCCAUUUUUAAAUAGAAUUAAUAUUUUCUGGAAAUAUUUAUUUUUUUAAUUUAUCUUCUUUUUUCAUUGAGAAAUAUUAAUAUUUCACAAAUAAUAAAAAAAAAUGCCAGGAACUUCUUAAAUUUUGAUAGACGUGGUUUUUGUCCUUUUUUUUAUAUAAAGACGAAGAAGGAUAUGAGAUUUUGUGAAUGUGAUUGAAGAUAAAUUGCCUUGUUUACAGUGGAGAACACAUUAUUGAAUCAAUAAGACAGAAUGUACGAAAAAGUUACAAAUAAAUGGUAUCUGAUGUUUAAAAAAAAA